GGGUGCCGCCUCGAUGGGUGCCGCCUCGAUGGGUGCCGCCUAGAUGGGUGCCGCCUAGAUGGGUGCCACCUAGAUGGGUGCCGCCUAGAUGGGUGCCGCCUAGAUGGGUGCCGCCUAGAUGGGUGCCGCCUAGAUGGGUGCCGCCUAGAUGGGUGCCGCCUAGAUGGGUGCCACCUAGAUGGGUGCCACCUAGAUGGGUGUGUUGGGGGGCUGCAUGGCUGGAAACGUUGGUGA
Molecule: messenger RNA, 234 nt
Organism: Volvox carteri f. nagariensis
Lineage: Eukaryota; Viridiplantae; Chlorophyta; Chlorophyceae; Chlamydomonadales; Volvocaceae
Exons: 1
Source: RefSeq, a predicted model, not a curated record